AUGUGCGACCAGCAGCCCAUUCAGUGCUGCCUGCCCCUCCCCCAGUGCUGCGUGAAAGGCUCCGCCUUCCGCUUCUCCCCCGCCCCCUAUGCCAACAGCCAGGUGGUGGUCCAAGCCCCUUGUGACAUGCAAAUCGUGGAGUGCCCUGCGCCAUGCCCAAUUCAAGUUUCCGAGGUGAAGGGCCAGGCCCCGUGCCAGCCUAAGACCACGCAGGUGAAGUGCCAGGCCCCGAGCCAGCCUAAGACCACGCAGGUGACGUGCCAGGCUCCGUCCCAGACCGCGCAGGUGACGUGCCAGGCUCCGUGCCAGGCCCAGACCACGCAGGUGACGUACCAGGCUCCGUGCCAGGCCCAGACCACGCAGGUGACGUACCAGGCUCCGUGCCAGGCCCAGACCACGCAGGUGGCGUGCCAGCCUGAGGUUUGCUACGUGCAGUGUGAAGCCCCGGGCCCUGUUCAGACCUGCUACGUAGACUGUGCUCCAGCUUGCUACACAGAAACGUGCUACCUGCAAUACCCGGUCCAGACCUACGCGCCCCGGCCAGCUGCCCGGCCCGUCCGGACUUACGUGGCCUGUCCCCCGGCGUUCCAGACUCAGGGGAGAUUCUCCACCCAGUGCCAGUACCAGGGCGCCUACGGCAGCUUGCCCUACGCAGGAGACCUCGGCUGUCGCGAGUCCCGCCCGUACCACCUGGACGCCGAGGCCCCCAGCUGUGGCGCAGCCGGUUAUAACCAGUGUGGAGAGAUUGGCGCCAGCUAUGGACCUGGGGACGUGUUCCCAGAGCCGCGGGGUCUGGGCGGUUACGGGGACUACGCGGGCGCCUGCGUUGGGGUGAAAGGCGGGGCCGGGGCUGGAGCAAAGGGCGCCUACUUUUAA
Molecule: messenger RNA, 876 nt
Organism: Pteropus alecto (black flying fox)
Lineage: Eukaryota; Metazoa; Chordata; Mammalia; Chiroptera; Pteropodidae
Gene: KPRP
Product: keratinocyte proline rich protein
Exons: 2
Coding region: 1-876 (291 amino acids)
Source: RefSeq, a predicted model, not a curated record